Cuculus canorus (common cuckoo) is the source of this 2593-nucleotide messenger RNA. RefSeq names its product caspase recruitment domain family member 9 (gene CARD9). NCBI's taxonomy places the organism in Eukaryota, Metazoa, Chordata, Aves, Cuculiformes, Cuculidae. The record is from RefSeq and is a predicted model, not a curated record. Gene Ontology annotation, biological process: positive regulation of canonical NF-kappaB signal transduction; regulation of apoptotic process. The transcript has 13 exons. Bases 246 to 1883 code for a protein of 545 amino acids.
UCCCUUUCCUGUCGCAGGGUAUAGCUGAGUAGUUCCCCCUUUUUUUCUCAUUUCUCAGAUUAGUUUUGCUCCUGGAACGAUCUUUGCUCUAGCCCUGAUAGAAAAGGAGGCUGUAUCCAAGCCAAAUUUUCUCAGAGACAGGACACAGGCAAGGUUGCUAGACCAGGAGCAGAAACAAGGAGACUUUUGAUUGCACAGGCUCAGUACAGGACAACACUGCUUGCUAAUACUUCUCACUCACCAGCAUGAUUGAAGAAGAUAAUGAUGAGACAUGUUGGAAUGACCUGGAGAGCUUCCGGGUGAAACUGAUCUCUGUGAUAGAUCCUUCCCGUAUAACACCUUACCUGCGCCAGUGCAAAGUGAUCAGCCACGAUGAUGAAGAACAAGUUCUUAACGACCCCAGCCUGGUGAUGCGCAAGCGGAAGGCAGGUGCUCUUCUGGAUAUUCUUCAGCGAACAGGACAGAAGGGCUUUGAGGCGUUUAUGGAGAGUCUGGAGCUUUAUUAUCCACAACUGUAUAAGAAAAUCACUGGCAAGGAGCCCAGCAGGGUUUUUUCUUUGAUUAUAGACACUGCUGGGGAAUCUGGCCUCAGCCAGCUCUUGAUGAACGAGAUCAUGAAGCUGCAGAGCACCGUGCAGGAGGAGCGGCGAAAGGCCCAGGAGCUCACCAUGUGGCUGCACACCAAAGAGGACACAAUCAGAGAGAUGUGGGUGAGGGACAGCCUGCUCCGCAAGCACCAAGAGCGGGCACAGAAGAUGAAGGAGGAGAGGGACAGCCUGAGCAAGGAGCUGCGGAAGUGCAAGGACGAAAACUACAACCUGGCAAUGAGCUAUGCGAAACAGAGUGAGGAGAAGAGCGCUGCCCUCAUGAAGAACCGGGACCUCAUCCUAGAGAUUGAUCACCUGAAGCACAGCCUCAUGAAGGCUGAGGAUGACUGCAAACUGGAGCGGAAGCACACCAUGAAACUGAAGCACGCCAUCGAGCAUCACCCGAGCCAUGAGGUGAUGUGGGAAAUCCAGCAGGAGAAGGAGUUGCUGUUGGCCAAGAAUCAGGAGCUGGAGAACACUCUCCAGCAGGUUGCCAGGGAGCAGAAUUUGAAGAAGAGCCUCUCCAAUGAGGUUCUGGAGCAUGACUGUAGCCAGAUACUAGAAGAACGUCGGGAGCUGAUGAACACCAUUUACAGCCUUCGCAAAGAGCUGCGGCGAGCAGAGGUGCUCCGAGGCAAAGAUGCAGAGGAAAAAGAAAUGCUUGAACUACAGUGCACGUCUUUGAGGAAGGACUCCCAGAUGUAUAAAAAACGGAUCGAAGCUGUCUUGCAGCAAAUGGAGGAAGUGGCUUCAGAAAGAGACCAGGCACUACUGACCCGAGAACAGUUCCAUAUGCAGUACUCCAAGAACCUAGUUGAGAGGGAUGCUUACCGCAAGCAGAUUCGGGAGCUGAGGGAGCGAUGUGAUGAAAUGCAACUGCAGCUCUUCCAAAAGGAGAGUCAGUUACUAGCUACUGAAGCCAAGCUGAAAAGAUUGCAACUGGAACUUCCUACACCGACCUCUGACCUGGAUGAUACCUCCUCCAGAGAUUCCCAGGAGCUUACUCUGGAUGGUCAUCUUGAUGAAGACACGCAACCGACUAUAAAAAACUGCCCUGAAGGACAAAAUCAGCAAUUCGGCACUCGAGAGAGCACUCUGCCGCCAAAGUCACCAAGUUUCAAGGAGUGCACCUUAGCCAAUGAGGAACUGGCAGAAAAGGAGCGGAGAAGGAUGAAGGACUGCUUUGAGCGUUACCAAAGAAAAAGAGCAAUGCGAAGGGCACCGAAGGGCCGGCACCAUGAAGCCGACUGGGAGAACACCACUGGCAGUGACAACACUGACACUGAGGGCUCCUGAGCCCAGGACACCAGACCGUGACCUCCGCAUUUCCUCUCCAUGGGCUGCUCUGAGUUCAAAGCCAUCUAAACAAACAUUUAGUGUUUGUAAUGGGACAAUGUUUCUAGCAAUAUGUUCCCUUGUCCAUCUCUCCCUUAGAGAUGUAGUGAUGUGAGAGGUGUGCGGUCCACAAAUAAAAUAUAGCGCAUUAAAUAUUUGUGGGCCUGAGGCAGCAUGCAUGGUGCUUGCUUCACGCCCAACAGCACCUCUGCUGAGCUGCUCUUUAUUAAAGCUCCUGCAGGGAGCCAGAGGAUCAUAGAAAUAGAAAGGUUUGGGUCAGAAGGGACCUUAAAGAUCAUCCAGGUUUAACCCUAUAAAGUCUCCCUAGAGCCUUUUUCUCUCCAGGCUGAACAAGACCAACUCUCUCAGCCUGUCCUCAUACAGGAGGUGCUUCCGCCUUCUGAUCAUCUCUGUGGCCUCCUCUGGACUAGCUCCAAGAGAUCCCUGUCCUUUCUGUGCUGAGGACUCCAGAGCUGAGUGCAGGGCUCCCACAGGUGGUCCCACUGCUUUGGAUGCAGCUCGGGAUGGAGUUGGUUUUCUGGGCUGCCAGAUUGUGUUGAGCUUCUCAUCCACCAGCAUCCCCAGCCCUUCUCAGGGUUCCCUGCUGGUGACCAGGUCAGUGGCUGCCCUCACCCUCCUGAAGGGGGAUCAAGAGAGCUAGGGAGGGACUU